Molecule: messenger RNA, 3300 nt
Organism: Mycena citricolor
Lineage: Eukaryota; Fungi; Basidiomycota; Agaricomycetes; Agaricales; Mycenaceae
Source: the annotation of a GenBank genome assembly
CGAUGAUCUCCAUGCUGUCACUGCCCUUUUUGGUCCUCAUGCUUGUAAAGCUCAUUCACCGCUCUCCACUCAUCAUUUGCGUUGGAAGUAAUAGGUCCACUCCGUUUCGUCAGCAUUCGUCGGCGUGCAUACGGACAGCCCUUGAGUCGAUGCGCAUAGUUGACCUUGCACGCGCGCACUACGCUCACCAUCCUUGCCAUGCAGCGCUAGAUGAUUCGUUCGCAUCGACGCGCGCGGCAGUGCGCUCCGGACCCCUCCCUGGAACGAUCUUCCAGCGUUAUCGAGGCGUUCAAUUGUCCUUCGAUUCCACCUCCCCCCUUGCAUCCCACGACUCGUUCAUGCCUCGCGAGAGGAGCUUCAGCUACUCCGCCGGGCGCUCUCCGACACCCGAACUGGCCCUCACAAGCCAGCACGACGACGAAAACCACGCCUUCAUCACGGUCCCACCUUUUUCAAAAUCUCGUUCUGCCCCUGCGCGUUCCAGCCUGCCCAUCUCUCCACGUUCAAAACGCACUGCACGUCAUGCGAUCCAAGCCGCUACCGCCCACGAGGAGGGAGAAUCCGUUCUGUACCCGGACAUACGCUCCAGUGCUUUCAGCGCGUGCGCGUACGAUCAUCCUCGUCAAUCGCGGAAUGGGCCAUCUACACCUGGGUGUGGGUGCCGAGCCAGGCUUCAAUCCGCGUCAAAGGGACUCCGACGUUGAGUUCGCGCGGAUUUGCGAGGACUGGGAGAUCAAGAUUGUCGACUACUCGCUUGGCUCAUCCGCUAACAGCAUAGAACUUCAGCAAUGGUCAAGAUCCGUUGGAUUAACGUUGGAGGAGUGUGUUGGGAUGUAAUGAAAGCUCUUGCUAUCAGACACAAUCUGUACACUCUCGCAAUCGAAGACAUCCUCCACUCGCGACCGAGCGCACGAUCCAAAGCCAAUUAACUCACUCGGCAUCUCUAUCCCUUCGCAGUCUGUGCCGUAAACUGGUCGAUGGAAGUUCUGCAAAAGCUUCAAUCUCGCCUACAUCGAAGCCCCGGCGACCUCGCAUUCCUUUGUCGCAGGGAGCUUCGCCGGCACUGGCCGCGGCAAUCGUCAUCGGUGGAGAGAAGCGCGUGGAAGAUGCUGGGCUCAAAGUCCUCGAAGGAGCUGACCGUGUUCUUGUGAUAUGAUUCUCAUGUUCAUCUUCCUGCUCCUAGACGGAUGUCUUCACCAUCCACACCAGUUCUUCUCUCGUUGUAACUGAGCCGAUCACCGGCCGUUCAUGCCAUUCGAGAACGAGCUCGCGAACAUCGGCUGAUGCGUCUUUUAUGGUUCAAAGUCCGUUGUGCUUGGUGGCCGACAAAGUGUCCCGGGCCGUGAAUGCAUAGCAAGACAAGAUCAGGUACUAGGGGACGAAACAUCGUGGUGCAGUCGUCCAUUGGCAUUAUGUGUAAUCGUCACAUCCUGUACGUCAGCCUGGUCCUCCACCGAUGGACGCUUGCGCCCGUCGAAACGAUCGUCGAUGAGCUGCGGAUAUAUGAGAUGGAGACAGGGCGUAGCGCUGAUUAGCGAGGAAGAUCCAAGCGAGAGGAUCAUUAGUUUUAUGAGUUGUGCCAGUCAGAUUCACUUGGCAGGCUCAUGUCUACGAUCAUGUUGCAUACUUGCUCAGCCAUUUCGAUAUUCUUGCCAGUGUAGGCGAAACCCGGUCGGGUAUGCAUUCAAUGUACGUUAUACUCCUGCCCUCUUCAGAUUGCUCACCCACUCAUAGAUGACCCCAUGUCGAAUGAACGACGCCAUGUUCUUGCGUUCUCCUGCUGGUUUAGCCCGCUUGUCCACCUCAGGCGCCGACCAAUGGUCGUGACCGUGACAGUCCUGCCUAUAACCCUGCACAUCGGGUACUUUGGAACAAACUUUGUGGACGUGUGGAGCAUAAGACACAGUCACUGUGACAAGAUGUAAAUUAGGCUGCCGUGACGUCUUGUUGGGCGAUUGAUCAUUCUCAGAUUCUGGGUUGUUGCUAUCCCGAUCUUGGCCAUCGUACUCCCCCCUUGUCGUGUCUGCGACAUCCGGCACCUGAUAUGCAUAGCCCCCACGCAUCUAGAUGUGUCGGAGAUCAUCAAGAAAUUAACUCGCCUGGCAGCCAGUGGCUACACUUUGUGAUCGGAGUGCCAUUCCCUCAUAUCUGAUAGUCCGCAAGCCGUAAUCCACGACGCGUGUCUAAAUGUGUGCCUGUCACCGGGACAGUUAUCUUCGAUGCCGAACGAACUUUUCGCACCACUGCGAUCGCCAUCCGCAAAUGUGCAGGGGACCCCGGACACCACCUCCUCGGCCGAGAGCGAGGAUGUGUUGACCAGACAUGUGGAAUGGCUGAGUCGUCAUCCUCUUCUGCUUCAUCUUCGUCUCUCUCCGCCAUUCAAACAUCCGCAUCGGCUGCCAUCAACAGACCGGUGCACUGUGAGCAUGGCCGCUUUGCAGGGCGCAUCAUCAGGGCCGAGUUGACUGAGAUCCAGAGGCCCGAGUUCGGGCGGAGGUUCGGGGCAGUAGAUAGACGUGCACUGGACGACCCCCCAGUGGUUCAACUCCGGUUUUUCGAGGUGUUCCGUCCGAGACCAGGCUACGAGUGGUCGGAGGAGGUCCGCAGCUACGAAAGCAUCCCGCUCUCUGGGCUCCUUUGUAUGGCCGAGCUCUUCGAAGCACGAGGUGGACCCAGCACCUCGGAACCGCUCGUUCCACGGCAGACCGGGACACUCGAGUUGACGUCGCCGCGCAUCGCGCAGCCGUCACGCGUUUACGAUGUGUCAGACGAUGCAGCUAUCACCGAGGACAGUAACAGGACGUCCUUUCUCUUCGGCACGAAAUUUGUCGAGCCAUAUCUGAUUUCGACGUCUGAUUCAGGCCGGAAGUAUCUCGCAUUUACGUUCGCAGACCUGGGCGUCAAGUUGGAGGGCCUCUUUCGUCUGCGCUAUCGCUUCUUCGAUCUUUUUCCUGGACCGCCGGGCGUAGGAAAGAGCAGCGUCUUAGCUGAAUGUUACGGGGGCACGUUCACAAUGUACUCGACAAAGGAAGCUCCGGCGCUGAAAGAGUCGACACCGCUGACCAAAACGCUCAGCAACCACGGUGUGCCUGUGAACAUCCGCAAGAAGCCACGGCCCCCGCGAAGGAAGACAUCACCGACUGGAACCUCGCCAACAGAUAGCCAGCCGGCGUAGAUUAUGUUUGAUUUGCCUCACCAUCGCACAGUAUACGAGUCCCCUGGUGUCAUCGCCAGGGCAUUUCUCAGUACUUAGUAUUAUCACCAGAACUUUGCGUACAAAUUAAUCUUCAUUCAUCCUCA